Molecule: messenger RNA, 495 nt
Organism: Cotesia congregata
Lineage: Eukaryota; Metazoa; Arthropoda; Insecta; Hymenoptera; Braconidae
Source: the annotation of a GenBank genome assembly
AUGUCUGGAAUUUAUGCGCUUAUUUUUUGGACUAAAUCAAAACAAUUACAGACAAUUAAAACUUCAUGCAUACCCGUCCAGUCACGAUAUGAAAACGCUAGUGUUAUGUUAAAGUGGAAAAAUGAACAAUCAAAAUUAUUUGAAGUGUUAGAUGCUAAAAUUUUGAAAAUAAGUGAUGAUAAAGAUCUGCUGGACAAUAUUUCUGUUGAUGAAAAUACUGGUCGCAUCUUCGAUGUAACAACAAAAGCGUUUUUAGGAACUGUUUUAAUGCAACGGACCAACAUAAAACAUAAACAAAAAAAAAAUAAUUUACAAAGAACACUUGUUCAAGUUCGUGAAGAAGAAAUAAUUGCAGAUGGAAAGACAAUUUUUGAUGAAUAUCCCGAAAGUAAAUUGAAGAAAUUAUCAAAUAAUCCUUUAAUUAUAUCUCAAAAAGAAAAUGAUUCACUUCCAAGAAAAAGUAUUAAAAAAAAGCUUUCAAAACAUAAUUAUGAG